This is a messenger RNA of Eleginops maclovinus (Patagonian blennie), 4811 nucleotides long. RefSeq names its product DENN/MADD domain containing 1A (gene dennd1a). Lineage: Eukaryota; Metazoa; Chordata; Actinopteri; Perciformes; Eleginopidae. Gene Ontology annotation, molecular function: guanyl-nucleotide exchange factor activity; phosphatidylinositol phosphate binding. Gene Ontology annotation, cellular component: cytosol; clathrin-coated vesicle. The record is from RefSeq and is a predicted model, not a curated record. Gene Ontology annotation, biological process: endocytosis; endocytic recycling.
UGCGAGACAGAGCGUGAUCUACGCGGACCAUGGCGUUGCACAGCUCUGUGUUUGUGUGACAGGUUAGCAUCUGAAGAACACCUCCGGACACACGCGGCUUAGGAAUUAGGAUGGGGUCCAGAAUCAAGGAGAAUCCUGAGUCUACCUUUGAGGUGUUUCUGGAGGUGGCCCAUCCAGGCACACACAGCUCUGGGCCGGAGAUGCGGAGACAGUACCCUGAAGACUACCCAGACCAGGAAACUCUUCUGACCGUGCCCAAGUUCUGCUUCCCCUUCAGCAUGGACAGUCUGACCGUUAGCCAGGUCGGACAGAACUUCACAUUCGUGCUUACUGACAUUGAGAGCAAACAGAGAUUCGGCUUCUGUCGCCUCUCCUCAGGAGCCCAAACCUGCUACUGCAUUCUCAGCUACCUGCCCUGGUUUGAAGUCUUCUACAAGUUACUGAAUAUCCUCGCAGAUUACACCAUCAAAGGCCAGGAGAGCAAUUGGCAAGAGUUCCUGGUGUCCCUACAUACGCUCCCCAUCCCAGAGCCGGGGGUCCCUGUUCAUCUCGGUGUGCAUUCCUUCUUCACUGUGCCUGACCCAAGGGAGCUCCCCAGCAUACCUGAGAAUAGAAACCUAACAGAGUACUUUGUAGCAGUAGAUGUCAAUAACAUGCUUCACCUGUACGCUAGUAUGCUUUAUGAACGCCGAAUCCUCAUCUGCUGUAGCAAACUAAGCACUUUAACAGCUUGUGUCCACGGCUCGACGGCCAUGUUGUUUCCAAUGCACUGGCAGCAUGUUUACAUCCCAGUCCUGCCGCCUCAUCUCUUAGACUACUGCUGUGCCCCAAUGCCCUACCUCAUCGGAGUCCACUCCAGCCUGAUGGAGAAAGUGCGAGGGCUGGCUCUGGACGAUGUGGUGGUCCUGAAUGUGGACACUAACACCCUGGAAACCCCCUACGACGACCUCCAAAGCCUGCCCAACGAUGUGGUGUCGUCUUUGAAGAGCCGGUUGAGGAAAGUUUCGACGACGACGGGGGACGGCGUGGCUCGAGCGUUCCUCCGGAGUCAGGCGGCGCUGUUCGGCAGCUACAGAGACGCCCUGCACAUCCAGCCGGAAGAGCUAAUUACAUUUAACGAGGAAACCUUCGUGAGCCAUCGCUCCAGCGCCAUGAGACAGUUCCUGCAGAAUGCCAUCCAGCUGCAGCUCUUCAAACAGUUUAUAGACGGCCGGUUGGACCUGCUGAACUCAGGAGAAGGUUUCAGUGACAUCUUUGAAGAGGAAAUCAGCCUGGGUGAAUAUGCAGGCAGUGACAAGACCUACCACCAGUGGCUGUUCACUGUGAAGAAAGGAGGCGGGGCUAUCUUCAACACAGUGAAGACGAAGGCCAACCCGGCCAUGAAGACGGUCUAUAAGUUUGCCAAGGACCAUGCCAAGAUGCGGAUAAAGGAGGUGAAGAGCAGGCUGAAGCAGAAGGAGACGGCAGAGAACGGCUUCUCCACCGUGGGGUCGGCGGUGAUCGACGACGACGACAGCCCGGCAGUCAGGAGGGAGGGGCCUGUGACAUCACUGGACGACCAGAGGCCAAUCACCGUGCUUUUUGGACAGGCUCGGCCACCGAUGAUGUUGAAGAGGCCGAGCAGCAACGUGAGUCUGGAGGGCGGCGUGGACCACGCUCUCCGUCCCACCCGUCACUACACAGUCUUUCUCUCCGAGGAUUCGUCCGGAGACGAGCUCCAGUACGACGACGACUCCAUCUCUGGCUUUCCUGACAGCUUUCUCUUCUCCGUCCCUUUCGAGUGGUCGCCUCUGCCCCAGCCGUACCGCUCCCUGAAGGAGGUGGAAUUGUUAGAAGGGGCGGAGAGUCACACUGCCCCCCCCAGCCCGGUCAAUGAGAAGUUCUCCAACGUCACCCUGCUGGGCGACAUCUUCGGCUGCCAGGACGAGCCCGACAGUCAACACAUCACCUUAGCCAAGAGUCUGGAGGACCUGAGGACUCCCAAAGACUCUGAGGAGCUCCAGCAGGCCAAGUUCAACUACCAGCGGAUGGACCUGAGCGUGGGCGAACACUCACGAACGCUCCCGGGUCUCAAGCUCUCCAACCCGUACAACAAGCUGUGGAGCGUGGAGCAGGAGGUCUGCGGGCCCCCACCCCCCUGCGACAGACCUCCUUCCGUCCAACUCCCCGCGCAGAUGGACGUCCACUCCCUGAGCCCGAGCCCGUGCCCCGACACCCUGGACCCUUCCACCCCCGGGAACAUCACCAUCCCGCGUCCUCAAGGGAGGAAGACGCCGGAGCUGGGCGGCGUGCUGGCCCCCCCCGCGGCCCAGGUGCGCUCCUCCAAACCGGCUGACGGUGGGGACGGGGGGACGACAUCGGGGGGGCAGGAGUUCAGGCAGGCCCUGAGCAUGAGCACCGACGGAGACCUGCUGAAGUCCUCUGUGGACAGCAUAGAUCUGAUGAGCCUUCUGGACCCCCUCAGCAGCUCAGCGCCCAGCCCCCCCUCCUCACUGCGGGACGGUGUGUCCUCUUCUUCCAGCAAACCAACACUACCACCCAGGUCUUACCCUCAGGGCUUGCCUCCUUUCCCGAUGCAUCCUCACAUGUCCCUCAACCCUUUCGCCCACUCCCUGCAGAACACACAAGUACGUUACCCCCCCACUGUAGGCGGGAAUCCUUUCAGUGCAGCCUACGGGCCCCCGGCAGGCUCCUACUUACACUCUCAGCCUCAGUCCUUUUCUACACUGCCAGGACUCUACAGACAGCAUUCACCCGGGACUUCAACCCUGCCCCCCAGCUAUGGACUGCAGCAGUCAGCCUUCCCCUCCUCCCGGCCCCACUACUCUGCCAGCAAUCACGCUCUGUCCAGUCUAGCCGACUCGCCUGUUCCCAGUACAGCCAUGAACUUACUGGAGAAGCCGCUCUGUGCUGAGGCGGACAGCCAGAAGACUCAGGAUCUGUUCGGGGAGCUGCUGACUAUGGCCAAGCCAGAUAAACCCCCCAAAAAGAAGGUGGAGGAUCUUCGGAGGAGGUGGGAAACGUUUGACUGAAGCCUGUGAAGAGUCACUACUGACUCCAGACCUUCUCUUGCUUUCAGCUCUGACACACACAACACUUACUCUGGUUUCUAAACACUAGCGUUAUCUCCUCGCAUCAUUUUGUUGGCUUUAUUCAAACUAGAUGAAAUGGCUCAUUAUUUAACCACUUCCUGUUCGCUUGGUUGGAUGCCCAAAAUAAGGCCUGUGGUUAACACUAGCUGAAGAGAUUUUCCCCGCCUGGUUCUUCGACAUUAAAUACGUCACAAAAUACCCCACUCGUGAAUGUCAGACGCCUCCAUGUGGCGUAAACAUAAUAUAAACAUGGUUGCCAACAAGUGACUACAUGAGAGGACUUCAUGUCAUCAUGCAGGACGUUAGCCGCCUUUAGCUUAGCGGUGGUCAUGCUAAACCUAACGGUAUUUCUUUACUCCCGUAGACUGCGUUUAAGCUUCAAAAAUAAUAAAAGUAGUUAAAUAUGUGGAAAAAUCCUUCCAAACAUCACAUGUGUGUUUGCCACAGAGCUUAUUUUAUGCAAUAUUUCCAAAAUCCAAUGGAAAAGUCCCAUUGCUUUUUGAGGAGGCAAACGGGGAGGUGCUACCUUCAGGGUCUGCCUACAAAAAUCCGUCAUCACGGCUUCACUGCAUUAACACCAUGAACCACAAAUCAAGACUGAAAUACAAACAUUCACGCAUAUUUAUUUACGACUCUGUUCUAGGCUCUUUUUGUGUGUCAAACUAUCACAUGUACUGCGACAGAAGGUCCUGAUUCAGUAUGUAAGACCCCUACACACACACACACACACACACACACACACACACACACACACACACACACACACACACACACACACACACACCUGCCCUCACCACAAUCACUUUCAUUUUUCCGCCACUCUGCCGAGGAAAUCCCCCUCAAAGCCUGCCAUGCUUCUAGAUGUUCAGAUGCCAACAGUUGUCAUAACACUCUAACGCCUCCAUAUUAGCAAAGUGUAAAUCAGCAUAGGUAUGAGAUUUUAAAAAUUAGCACGCUGUGUUUCCUGAACGAGGAUAUAUGUCUCAAAAACAUCUCCAUCUUCUACGAUUAGCUCGUGUUGCUAUGGACAUUGUAGUGGCAUUCUGGUACCGUAGCUACAGCAAAGUGUGGUGCAUCUCAGUCAUGCAGUCAGUUCACUUGUUGAUGUUUUUUAAAGCUUCAUGCACUGUUUCUGUUCAGUUUUCUGGCCUUCAUGAGGAACCCCAUCUUGGCUUGUGUCACUGAGCUGUGGAAAUGUGUUGCCUCCUACUGUUUUUUUAAAAGAAUCCUAAAAAGAAAGCCAACAAUAGACUGUAGAGUCCCUAAAAUGAUUUGAACUUUUCUGUCUAAUUAAAUAUAUAUGGACUUUGAAACCCUGUUUGUAAAUUAUUUGGACUAACUCUGCUUUAUAUAUAUGCACUUUCUUGUGUUGCUUAUUACCUCAGUCAAGUAUUACUUUGUGUUUGAAGACAGUAAAUGAGAAACUGACUCAUGCAUUGUAAAAAAAAGGUUCUCACUCGUGUCUCCAGUGUCAUUUCAGCUGGUUGGUAUAAUGAGUACACUUAAUGUGGAAAUGUCUGAAAUGAUUCCUGAUUAUUUCUACCUGUACACCUCUGUUCUUAACGAGUAAUAUCUGAAGUGUUUUACACAGGACGUCAUGGAGAGAUAAUGAGCUUGUGGUUCUCAGAGGGUAAAACUGACCGACGUUUUUCAUCACCACCCCCAUCACAGCCAUACAGUCCACUUGUAGAAAAUGAGUAUUAAAUUUAUCCAAACAUA